UCGAAAUGUCUCUAGCUGGGAAAGUUGUAAUUGUGACAGGCGCAAGCUCGGGUAUCGGCGUGACGACAGCAGAAGCCUUCGCCAAGCAAGGCGCUCAGUUAGCGAUCGUCGGACGAAAUGCAGCCAAUCUUAAGACCACUGAAGCAGCCUGUAAAGCAAUCAAUCACAAAGUGGAAAUAUUAACUAUCGCUGCCGAUGUAACGGUAGAUGCGGAGCGUAUUAUAAACGAAACGAUUGCGAAAUUCGGACAACUGGAUGUGUUGGUGAAUAAUGCUGGCAUUGGUGGAUUGGGUGACAUUUUGAGCAUUGGUGUCGAUCAACUUGAUUCGAUUUUAAAUACGAACUUACGUUCGGUUCUCGUUUUGACUAAAUUCGCCGCCCCGCAUCUGAUUAAAACGCAGGGUAACAUUGUGAAUGUAUCCAGUAUAGCCGGUUUGCGUGCAUUUGCAAAUGCAUCCGUCUAUUGCACUUCGAAGGCAGCGCUUGAACAGUUUAGCAGAUGCAUCGCUCUGGAUUUGGCACCACAUAGCGUGCGUGUCAACGUUGUGAGUCCGGGUACCAUAGUGACACAGUUUCAUAAACGUUUGGGAAUGUCGGAUGAGCAAUAUGCUCAAUAUUUGGAACGUGGCAAACAGACACAUGCACUGGGUCGCAUAGGCACUACGAAAGAAGUGGCUGAUGCUAUAAUUUUCCUUGCAGGUGAUACUGCUAGCUUUGUGACAGGCGCAACUAUACCACUCGAUGGAGGAAAACAUGCAAUGUGUCCACGCUGAGUUUAAAUUUCAAUAGAAAGCACCAUU
Rhagoletis pomonella (apple maggot) is the source of this 800-nucleotide messenger RNA. RefSeq lists its product as uncharacterized. Bases 6 to 773 code for a protein of 255 amino acids. The transcript has a single exon. NCBI's taxonomy places the organism in Eukaryota, Metazoa, Arthropoda, Insecta, Diptera, Tephritidae. Gene Ontology annotation, molecular function: oxidoreductase activity. The record is from RefSeq and is a predicted model, not a curated record.